This is a messenger RNA of Elephantulus edwardii (Cape elephant shrew), 1590 nucleotides long. RefSeq names its product cysteinyl-tRNA synthetase 2, mitochondrial (putative) (gene CARS2). The coding region runs from base 253 to 1590 and encodes 445 amino acids. Gene Ontology annotation, cellular component: cytoplasm. Gene Ontology annotation, biological process: cysteinyl-tRNA aminoacylation. Gene Ontology annotation, molecular function: cysteine-tRNA ligase activity; ATP binding. The record is from RefSeq and is a predicted model, not a curated record. NCBI's taxonomy places the organism in Eukaryota, Metazoa, Chordata, Mammalia, Macroscelidea, Macroscelididae. The transcript has 15 exons.
CUUGGCCGAGCUGUGUCUGCAGGACGCGGGCAAGGUUGGCUGCAACCUACAGGCCAUGAUACGGGCGUCAAGGUCUACAACAGUCUCACCAGAAGGAAAGACCCUUUAAUAGUGGCCAACGCGGAAGCCGCCUCCUGGUAUAGUUGUGGACCCACCGUAUAUGAUCAGGCACACCUUGGCCAUGCUUGUUCAUACGUUAGAUUUGAUAUAAUUCGAAGAAUCCUAACCAAGGUUUUUGGAUGUAACAUAGUCAUGGUGAUGGGAAUCACAGAUGUGGAUGAUAAAAUAAUCAAAAGAGCUAAUGAGAUGAACAUAUCACCUGCUUCUCUAGCCAAUUUUUAUGAAGAAGAUUUUAAACAAGACAUGAGUGCUCUUCAGGUUCUCCCACCUACAGUGUACUUGAGGGUAACUGAAAAUAUUCCUCAGAUAAUUUCAUUCAUCGAGGGAAUAAUUGCUAAUGGGCAUGCUUAUUCAACAAUGAAAGGCAAUGUCUACUUUGAUCUGAAGUCUAGAGGAGACAAGUAUGGCAAACUAGUCAGCGUGGUCCCAGAUCCAGUGGACGAGCCAGUUGAUUCUGACAAGCGGCAUGCCAGUGAUUUUGCCCUGUGGAAGGCAGCCAAACCCCAGGAGAUUUUUUGGACAUCACCUUGGGGAAACGGAAGGCCUGGCUGGCACAUUGAAUGUUCAACCAUAGCAAGUUUGGUGUUUGGAAGUCAACUGGAUAUUCAUUCAGGUGGAAUAGAUUUAGCUUUUCCACAUCAUGAGAAUGAAAUUGCUCAAUGUGAGGUCUUCCAUCAGUCCAAGCAGUGGGGAAAUUAUUUUCUACAUUCUGGGCAUUUGCACGUUAAAGGCAAAGAAGAAAAAAUGUCUAAGUCAUUAAAAAACUACAUUACAAUUAAGGACUUUCUAAAGGCAUGUUCACCUGAUGUCUUCCGCCUUUUCUGUCUGCGAAGCAAUUACAGGUCAGCCAUAGACUAUAGCGACAGCACCAUGCAGGAAGCCCAGCAGCUCCUCCUUGGGAUCACCUCCUUUAUUGGGGAUGCACGGGCCUAUAUGAAAGGACAGCUGGUGUGUGCCUCCAUCAGGGAAGACAAGCUGUGGAAAAGCCUAAGCAGCACAAAGGUGGCCGUGAAGGCUGCUUUUGCAGAUGACUUUGACACGCCCAGAGCUUUGGAUGCCAUUAUGGACCUCAUUCACCAUGGGAACAGACAGCUUAAGGCAGUUACUAAGGAAACGGCUGGUCCUAGAAGUCCUGCUGUGUUUGGCGCCAUGGUCUCCUACAUUGAACAGUUUUUAGAGACUGUUGGAAUUUCUCUGGCAAAUCAACAGCUUAUUUCAGGAGACAGCAGCUCAGCCACUUUGCACAGUGUGGUGGACGAGCUGGUCCGCUUCCGUCAGAUAGUGCGUCAGUAUGCCCUGGCCACACAGGAGCCCUCCCGCGAAGCCCGGCGGCAGCAGGUCCUGGAGAGGCUGCCACUGCUUCAGGCGUGUGACUCCCUGCGCAAGGACCUCGCCAUGCACAGCAUCAACAUCAAGGACAGAAGCAAUACAACAUCUACAUGGGAACUACUGGAUCAAAGAACAAAAUAA